AUGGGUUACCUGAGUGUGCCUUAUAAUCAGGAACCUGAGCUGAUUCCCCGCGUCGUUCGUUUAUCGGAUGUCAAAGUAUCUCAUGAAGGCCGUGCAGUUGUCUCUAGACAGAAGCGUAGCAUCCUGUUCCCAAAUGGAGUCAAACUCUGUGCACAAGAGACCGCCCAGCAAGUUGUAGCAAACCACCUGAGCUACUUUCAUCUCAGAGUGUGCCAGGAGAUCAUAUGGGAGGCGUUUAAGAUCUUCUGGGACCGCCUCCCAGAGCAAGAGGAGUACCAAAGCUGGAUGAGCCAAUGCCAGGAGGGCACAGUCACGGCCCAAUAUAUUGGCAGCUUCUUUAGCCAAUCAGAGGAGCAUCAGGCUCUGGUUAAAAAGAGGAUGUCAAUGCCAGGUUUGAAAAGUGAGCCCACCAGGUCCUGGCAACAUAUGUGCAGCACUCCGACACCACGAGCACCGGAAGCUCCUGAAGCUCCUGAGCUAGAAGACUACGCUAGAGGAAAGGACGAGGUGGAGGAAGCAGCCACCGUCGUCCCAGAGGUGGAGGAGAAUCCACUGGACAAUGCCAUCGCCGUGCAGCCUCCCACCUUCGCUGUGCUGGAGCAGGUGGUGGAGCUGAGCCUCCUCCUGACCGGAGAGACGUACAGCCACGACCUCCAGGAUCCAGCCAGCCUCCAGCACCAAACACUCAGCAAACAGAUCGCUGAAAAGAUUGAGGACGCUCUGCAGGAGCUUCCUGGAUUUAGGCGUGUGUCUGUGAUGGACUUCAGGCCCCAGAAGGACAUCCAAGGGCUGGAUGGCGUGGUGGUGGACUAUGCUGUCACAGUGGUGGUGGAUGGAGCAGGAGUGAGCUUUGAGCAGCUGGACUACUUGACCUUGCAGUCGAACCGGGUGGAGAACUCGUACCGUGAGGUCAUGGAGCUCCCCACGGUGGUGCACACCAUCAGCGAGGUCAAAAACAUCAUCACUGAAGUUCUGCAUAACGACGUGCUGGAGAUCGUGUCUGAGGUCCCUGACUCUGUCGACGCAGCAGACGGACCCGUGAUUGUUGCUGCCGGUGAGCCACCAGAGGUCAUGAUCCUAGAGGAGGACACCAAGGAUGUCGACAAAAUUGACGUCCUGCCUGAGCCCUUCGAAACCAGCUCAGAAAAUGACGUCAUUGUUCUGGAAGAGAGUGGAGUUGUGUCUCUGUCUGAUUCUGUCCUGACCCCUAGUGCACCUGAAGUUGGCAGUAUUGAAGAGGAGGGUCUGUUGCUGGGGGACACGGUGCAGACUCCUGCAGUAGAAACCCCCCCACUAGAGGAGCUCCCAGCUGAGCUGAUAGAAGGAGUCACACUACCUGAGCCACCAGUGGAGGUCGAGGCCUCCGGUUUGGGCACAGACGACCUGAAGAACCUGCUCCAACCGUCUGCACCCACAGAAGAAGAAGUGCAUCUUGAGGAGGCUGCUUUAGAAGAUGGGACAGAAGAUGUUGCCAUAAAUGCAGAAGCCAUCUCUGAAGCUGAACCUGAGGAUGUUGAGGUUGCGGCAGUGGGAGAAGAACCUACAACUGCAUCUCUGGAAGAGGAGCAUCUGGAUGAGGUUGUUGUGAAUAAGGCAGAUAUUCCAGAGGAGUUUGAGAUCUCCACAAUCGCAGCUGUGACCAUAAAAGAAGAAGGCCUUCCUGCUCUCGUCCCAUCUCCCGAGACUGUAAAUAUAGCGACUGAAGCAUCAGAGCCGGAAGCAGCAGAAACAGGUCUGCUUCCCGUUGGUGAAGAGUCCAACCCCAUAGUUGAGGAAGUUAUCCCCGAAGAACCUGCGAUAGACGCAGACAAUAAUGUGAUGUUGAGCUAUCCUAAAGAAGCUGUACCUUCAGAGGGAGACGUGGAGGAAGCAACAGAGAGCGAGGGACAAGAGGCGAAGGAGGAGACCGCACCUGAAGCUCCACCUGUAGAGGAAGAGGGCCCGGCAGCUCCAGAGCUCUCGGCAGAGGAUCUUACAGAAGAUGAGAUCUUACUGGUCAACAUAGAUGAACCAGAGCCACCAGUGACAGAUUACCAAGGCCCUGCCCAACCGACUGCCCUGUCUCCAGAGAGGGAGUCGCCUUUCACCCGCAUCUCUGAUGUCAACCCUGCGCUUGAGGGACACCCUGACGUCAACAUCCCUUCACUGGUAGAGAUCCAGACCACUAACGUAGGCUUGGAUGAUGCCACCAUUGGAGACCAGGACUACGACGUGAUCCAUUAUGGCUAUGAUUUGAUUAACCACACAGAGGAGGGCAGCACUGGCUUUCCGUUUGGUGUGGCACACGGCACAGACCAAGCCAGUAUCGCCAUGCCUGUGAACCCUGGACGAGCACUGAUGGUGUUCUUCAGCCUGAGGGUGACCAACAUGAUCUUCUCAGAGGAUCUCUUUAACAAGAGUUCCCCAGAAUACAAAGCUUUGGAGCAACGCUUCAUAGAGCUGCUUGUGCCCUACCUGCAGUCCAACCUGAGUAACUUCGAGAACCUGGAGAUCCUGAACUUUAGGAAUGGGAGCAUUGUGGUCAACAGCCGGAUGAAAUUUGGAAAACCUGUGCCUCAAACCGUCACCACCACUGUCUACCUGAUCCUGGAGGACUUCUGUAACACAGCCUACCAGACCAUGAACCUGGCCAUCGAUAAGUACUCACUGGACGUUGAGUCAGGUGACAAGGCUGACCCCUGUAAGUUCCAGGCGUGUAACGAGUAUGCGGCUUGCAAGGUGAACAAGUGGUCGGGGGAGGCGGAGUGCGUCUGUAAUGCUGGCUACUUCAGCGUGGACAGACUGCCCUGUCAGAGUAUCUGUGAGCUGCGGACUGACUUUUGCCUCAAUGACGGAAAGUGUGACAUCAUCCCCGGCCAGGGAGCCAUCUGCAGGUGUCGCGUCGGGGAGAACUGGUGGUACAGAGGAGAGCACUGUGAGGAGUAUGUAUCUGAGCCGCUGGUGGUCGGCAUAGCGAUCGCUUCUGUAGCUGGGUUCCUAUUGGUGGCCUCCGGAGUCAUCUUCUUCCUCGCCAGGACGCUACGGGAUCAGUACGACAAGGACGAGUCAGAAGACCCCAUACGGCGAGCAGAGAGUCUCCCGUCUCUGGAGAGGGCAACCAAGUACAACCCUAUGUACGAAAGCGAGGCCACAACAGGCUACAGCCACUACUACCGCCGCUAUCCUGAAGCCCCCGUGUACAGCAGCGCCAGUGCUGAGGCCUCCACUGACUUCAGCAGCGAGGAGAUACGACACAUCUAUGAGAACAGUGAACUGACCAAAGAGGAAAUCCAAGACAGGAUACGCAUUAUUGAGCUCUACGCAAAGGACCGACAGUUUGCAGACUUUGUACGGCAUCAUCAAGCUGUCGUGGACACCCGCAGAGAGAGCUCCUCUGCACACACAUGAAACUCUCCUGUGAACAAGAAACAUGCCUCUAUGUUAGAAAAGUGAAGCUCCCUGUCAAGACUCCACUUCAUCAUGGAACUCAGAAUCUGGACUGUCAUCCAGCACCCUGCUCUUUAUCUUCUCCACCAACAACCCCUCUCUGUUUCUACGUAUUUCCCAGAAGUGUUGACUGUUCUUCCUCCUUCCUUUGUGCCUUCUCUUGACUGGGUGAGCUGAUUGUGACAUCAAGUGUUGCUCAUGUACUUGGACGUCUCCCUCUGCGGACAACUGGACUGCAUCCUAUUACUUGAAAUAUUCAUCACAAUACUAUCUACAGUAGAACUUUUGCUUAGUGGAAUAAUCAGUUUUGUUUCAUCAUGUCAUGUCUGUCCAUUCUUAAAGGGAAGAACUUAAAACUGUGAAUAUGUGUAUAGUAUUACUGUUAGGAUGUUUGCUAGUUAAGAUACUACUCUCUAUUUUUUGGUCUCUACAAUGCUCAUAUUUACUCUUUAGGUCUUCUCAGAGAGACGCUGAGAGAGCUGCUCUUUCUUUAGUCAAUGGUGCUAUUUUGAUUUAUAAUGUAGUGGUCUAUGAUGACUCCUUUGUACAAUUUAAAAGCAACACCAAUGGAUCAACUCUGUAGGUAUAUACUGCUGCACAUUAAAGAAAUAGUCCAACGUGGAAAUAUGCUUAUUCUCUUUCUAGCGCUGACUUAGAUAAGAAGAUCGAUUGAACUCUCAUAUCUGUCCCUUAAAUAUGAAGCUACAGCCAGCAGCCGUUAGCUUAGCUUAGCAUAAAGACUGGAAACAGCUACCCUGACUCAAAAUCUGCUCGCAUAAGUACGUGUACAUUAAACAAACACGAUAUAAUGUGUCAAUAAGGUUCAGAGCUUACGUUCAGACUAGUUGUUUCCCCCUGUUUCCAGUUUUAUGCUAAGCUAAGCUAAUCAUUGCUUCCUGCAGCCGAUGUACAGAUAUAAAAGUGGAAUCUAUCUUCCCAUCUAAAUCCCUGUCAGAAAUCAAGUAAGCGUAUUUCCCAAAAUGUCCAACUAUUCCUUUUAAGGUGGCCACAUUUACUGCUAGCGUAUGUAUUAUUACUGUUCAUCAAUGUAAGAGCAGCCUUUCACAAUCGGAACGUUUUCCAGCUCCAAUCAGAGACGUUGGUGUUUCUUUGUAAAUGUACGUCGUGGUAGACAUGAGAAAGUGAAAACAGUGGUGAUGGGAGAAAGGCAGAGAGCAUGAACCCUCUAUAGCUCUGGGAUCCAGAAAUAAGUGAAAACACGUUUCAGUGGAAAAAUGCUCCGGGGGCAAGCAGCACUGGGAUUUGAUCAAAUGGUCUGCUUUCAUAUGUCACAUGUAAUGCAACUGAAAAGCAAGCUGAUAAACAACAUGCGCUCUUUGGAAUGACAACCUCAAGCUGAGUCUCCUGCUGAAAACACGUCAAGGUUACCAGCAAUUCUUAAAAAAACCCAGAAACGAUCUGCCUGUGACUGCGGGUUUGGCCGUGAUCCUGCUCCUCAGUUCUCUCUCCUUGUGACGGACUGUUUGCAGCAUGCAGUUGAUUAUAAUCUGCAGGUUUUCAUUUGUCGUCGGCCAGCGUGCCCGUCAGAAUCAGACACUUAGAUGACGUCCUAGCUUCUUGUUUACAUUAUAUGCUUUUCGUCCUUUGCUCUUAUUUUAAUAGUCUACACAAGCGACUAAAACCGGUGAAGCAGACUGUUGUGACAAUGUCAUGCCUUUUUCAAUCUGCAUAUUCAGUUUUAUUUUUAUAUGCAUACUUUUGUUUAGGAUGUGCAUAGAGUUUUUGUCGUCCUCCGCCUGACACCUGGACAAACAGCCAAUCAUCUCAUCCAGUGUUCUGGCAUGUAAAUAACAUCAUUAGUGAGAGUUGUAGGAUUUAAAUCAUGUGUGUCUCAAAUGUUUCAACAUAUUCUUUUUAUACUAAUCACUGUUUCACCACUUUAACAGUGUUAUCAAACCGUGCAGCUGUGUAAAAUACUCAUAAAUAAAUUGUAACGUGUACAAGAAUAAGAAUUUUAUAUAAAAUGCAGACUCUGGUCUGGUGGUAGAAUGUAAUUUAGUACAUUUACUUAAGCGCUGUACUGUAGUGCAAUUCUGAGGUACUCCUUUGUACUUCUACUCAGCUGUAGUUACUUUUCAGAUCCAGAUUAUUUUUGACAAAACACAUAAUCAUGUAAAAUAAGAUGUUUCGUUAUCAAACACAAAAUGCCUUCUUUCUUGACCAGCUACAAAACAUUGCUGCUUACA
This is a messenger RNA of Cottoperca gobio, 5633 nucleotides long. RefSeq names its product interphotoreceptor matrix proteoglycan 2a (gene impg2a). The record is from RefSeq and is a predicted model, not a curated record. Lineage: Eukaryota; Metazoa; Chordata; Actinopteri; Perciformes; Bovichtidae. The transcript is spliced from 21 exons. Bases 1 to 3387 code for a protein of 1128 amino acids. Gene Ontology annotation, biological process: visual perception. Gene Ontology annotation, molecular function: heparin binding; hyaluronic acid binding.